AACACUGUGAGAGCGAGAGUGUUCCGUGACCUCCUUAAACCGUGACGUUUGGUUUGACGUUUAGAAUUUUACAUGUAUAACAUAAAUAAAUGAAAAAUGAUCUAAUAAAUGAUAAUUUAUCACAAUAUCAAGCAACUGAUAUUUAAAUUGAACUAGAGGAAAUAAAAAAAAUGUCUCGUCAAAUGAAUCAGAAUGAGCGGAAGCUUGCCGAAAAGCUAAUAAUUCUAAAUGAUCGGGGAAUUGGAAUGCUAACUAGGAUUUAUAACAUCAAAAAAGCGUGUGGUGAUGCUAAAUCCAAGCCCGGAUUUUUAUCUGACAAGAAUUUAGAAUCAUCUAUCAAGAGUAUUGUCAGAAAAUUUCCAAAUAUUGAUGUCAAAAGUCUCACGCCAAUCCAAAGCCUUAAAAAUGACAUAAUUAAGUCCUUGUCCUUAUAUUACUACACAUUUGUAGAUUUAUUGGACUUUAAAGAUCAUGUGUGUGAUCUGUUAACAAGUAUGGAUACAUUCCAGGUAGAUCUAGAUAUAACAGUUAACUUUGAACUUACAAAACACUAUUUAGAUCUUGUAACUACUUAUGUAUCUUUAAUGGUUCUUUUGUCAAAAGUGGAAGACCGAAAAGCAGUUUUGGGUUUAUUUAAUGCAGCUUAUGAAAUUGUUCAUGGAUCCCAAGAUGGUAGUUUUCCCAGAUUAGGAAAUAUGAUUACUGACUAUGAUAUUCCAUUCAAAAAGUUAUGUGAAGAGUUUACACCCCAUGCUAGAUUGUUGGCUCAAGCGUUACAGUCUCUUAUUCCAAUUUAUGUGCCUAGAAAUGUUUCUGCGGAUAAAUGGCGUUCAGAACAAAAAUUGACACUAGUAGGAAAUCCUUCAUUAUUAUUAAAACCAGUUCUUUCAGAAAGAAUGUCUUGUGAGUUUUUGUCAAUGGAUGCUAUGGAAAGGUGGAUAAUAUUUGGUUUAUUGUUACUGCAUAAUUUACUACAGCAGGAACAUUUUAACAAACUAUUUCUGAAUGCUUUGGAGUCAUCUUGGGUCACUCCUUUAUUUAGAGAUGAAGUCAUUUACACUCAUCAAUAUGUUUUAUCAUUUUUUGAUACAUUAAAAGGUUAUGGUAAAAGAAUAUCUGAAGUUAAAGAUGCACAAAAUCAAGCUGUUCAAAAGGCAGGGUACAAUCAUAGAGAACGUAGGAAGUUUUUAAGAACAGCACUGAAAGAAUUAGGUCUGAUAUUUAUGGAUCAACCAGGUUUAUUGGGACCAAAAGCUUUGAUGGUUUUUAUGGGUUUGUGUUAUGCUAGAGAUGAAGUUCUUUGGUUAUUAAGGCAUAAUGAUAAUCCACCCGUACAUAGGACAAAAGGUAAAUCAGCAGAAGAUUUAGUUGAUAGACAUUUACCUGAAUUACUAUUUCACAUGGAAGAUUUAAGAGUAUUAGUAAGAAAGUACAGUCAGGUAAUGCAGAGGUAUUAUGUUCAAUAUCUAUCUCAUUGGGAUGCUAUAACCUUAAAGGAAUUUAUGCAAAAACUGCAAACUUGCCCAGAAGAUGAAGGUAUCAUACUUUCUUCCCUAUGCAAUACUAUUUCCAGUGUUUCUAUAAAACAGGUGGAAGAAAAUGAAACCUUUAACUUUUUUGCUUUUCGUUUAGAUUGGUUUAGGUUGCAAGCAUAUACCUCUACUGCAAAAUCUCCAAUGAGACUGAUAGAUGAGAAAAAACUAGCAGAAUUGUUGGAUUCUAUUCAAUUUCAUACCAAAAUGGUUGAUAAUUUAGAUGAAAUGCUGAGAGAAACUUCGGACUUGUCUAUAUUCUGUUUUUACAACAGAAUUUUUGAAGAUCAGUUCCACAUGUGCCUAGAAUUCCCAGCUCAAAAUAGAUAUAUAGUGGCUUUUCCAUCAAUCUGUAGCCAUUUUCAGAACUGCACUCAUGAACUUUGUCCAGAAGAAAGGCAUCAUAUUAGAGAAAGAAGUCUUUCUGUUGUAAAUAUGUUUCUUGAUGAAAUGGCAAAAGAGGCCAAAAAUAUAAUAACAGCUAUUUGUGAUGCUCAAUGCAAAAUGAGUGACAAACUUCUUCCUAAAAAUUGUGCACAUUUAAUUUCUCAGCAGAUUAAUAGAAAAAAGAAGGAAAAAAACAAAAAAAACACUAUAGAAUUUGAAAAACCAGGUAAAGAAAGCUACAGAAAAACCAGAGAAAAUUUAACAACAAUGGAUAAACUACAUAUGGCUUUAACAGAACUUUGUUAUGCAAUAAAUUAUUUCUCUAAUAUUAAUGUCUGGGAAUAUACUUUUGCACCUAGAGAAUACUUGCACCAACAUCUGGAGACCAGAUUUGCUAAAGCUUUAGUAGGAAUGGUCAUGUAUAACCAAGAUACAAAUGAAAUUGCUAAACCAUCUGAACUCUUAGUGAGUGUUAGGUCUUACAUGAAUGUGCUGCAAACAGUAGAGAAUUAUGUACAUAUAGAUAUAACAAGAGUUUUCAAUAAUUGUUUAUUGCAGCAAACUCAAGCAGUAGAUAGUCAUGGUGAAAAAACAAUAGCUUCUAUAUACACUCAAUGGUACUCAGAGGUAUUAUUAAGAAGGGUAAGUGGUGGUAAUAUCAUAUUUUCAAUGAAUCAAAGAUCAUUUGUUAGCCUAACUGUUGAAGGUUCUAUACCAUUUAAUCCUGAAGAAUAUUCUGAUGUUAAUGAACUGAGAGCUUUGGCUGAAUUAAUAGGUCCUUAUGGUAUGAAACAGCUAAGUGAAACUCUUAUGUGGCAUAUUGCUAGUCAAGUAGUUGAGCUAAAGAAAUUAGCGGAAAUUAAUAAGGAUAUACUUCUUUCCUUACGUACAAACUUUGACAAACCUGAAGUAAUGAAAGAACAAUUUAAGAAACUCUCAAAUGUUGAUAAUGUUCUUCAGAGAAUGACAAUAGUGGGUGUAAUAUUAAGCUUCAGACAACUGGCACAAUCUUGUUUAACAGAUGUACUAGAAGAUCGUAUUCCAUUUUUAGUAAGUUCUAUUCUAGAUUUCAGACAUCAUUUGCUAAGUGGGGAUCCUAUGAAAAUUGUUAGUGAAAUGACGUCAGCUGCUGGCUUACCAUGCAAAGUUGAUCCUACUCUCAUAGCUGCUCUGAAAUUACAAAAGCAAGAAAAUGAAGGUGAUAAUGAGCAUCUUCUAGUUUGCUUGCUAAUGGUAUUUGUAGCAGUUAGUAUACCAAAACUUGCCAAAUCUGAACAGUCAUUUUAUAGACCAUCUUUAGAGGGACAUACAAAUAAUAUUCAUUGCAUGGCUCUAGCAGUGAAUCACAUUUUUGGAGCUCUUUUUACUAUAUGUGGACAGGGGGACAUUGAAGACAGAAUGAAAGAAUUUCUAGCUUUAGCAUCAUCCAGUUUGCUCAGAUUGGGCCAGGAGGCUGAUAAAGAAGCAAUCAAAAAUAGAGAAUCAGUUUAUUUGUUGUUGGAUCAAAUUGUACAAGAAUCUCCUUUCCUAACUAUGGAUUUAUUGGAGUCAUGUUUCCCUUAUGCCCUUAUUAGGAAUGCUUAUCAUGAUGUCUAUAAAUUAGAGCAGAACAUGUAA
This is a messenger RNA of Diabrotica balteata, 3536 nucleotides long. NCBI's taxonomy places the organism in Eukaryota, Metazoa, Arthropoda, Insecta, Coleoptera, Chrysomelidae. The record is from the annotation of a GenBank genome assembly.